CAGACGAAAUUGUGAGAGCGGAAAUUUCAGUUUAGGCUACAGAACACAGACUCAACAUCAUUGACAUUGAGAAUGGCAGUGUCUCCAUUUGCUUGCUUAUGUAUGAUUAUUCGCACCAAAUAAACCGAUCGCGUUUUGUUCUUUUGAUCAGUAUCGAAUAAGAAAGCGAGCUUCAACCCUAGCGUUUCUACAAUCGAUUCUGAUGUUAUAUUUGUGUCGGUGUUUGCUUGAGGAUUUAGGGCUUUUCCGGGGGAUACAUACCUUCACUUGAUUGUGGUCGAUACUAACUGGACAGCAAUAAUGUAUCGAAGCACAUUUAAAAGAUCAAAUGAAAGUACCCGGAUUCUCAUCACAGCUAUCAUGGGAAUUGCCUUUGGAUUUUUUGUUGGUAUUUCUAUUUCAUCUGUGCAUUUGAGGAAGAUUAGCUUACUUUCAUCACCUGUAGGGAAUUCUUUUGAUGUACCUGUAGCCGAAGCUGAAAUAGACAGAUUUUCAGCUGAAGUAGAAAAAUCUCCAGCUGUUAUUGAUGAGUCUUCUGGAACCAAAAAUCUUGAAGUCUUAGGGUCCAUUAAAGUACCAAAGAUAUUUGUUUCAUCAAAUCCACGUGGAGCUGAAUCACUUCCCCCCGGAAUUGUUGUAUCAGAAUCUGAUUUUUAUUUACGCAGAUUAUGGGGUGAACCUAGUGAGGAUCUGAAGAAAAAGCCAAAGUAUUUAGUUACAUUCACUGUUGGUUAUGAACAGAGGCAUAAUAUCAAUGCUGCAGUGGAAAAGUUUUCUGAUGAUUUUGCAAUUUUGCUCUUUCAUUAUGAUGGUUGGACUAGUAAAUGGGAUCAAUUUGAGUGGUCAAAGAAUGCAAUCCAUGUUAGCGCAAGGAAACAAACUAAAUGGUGGUAUGCUAAAAGAUUUUUGCACCCUGAUAUAGUGGCAGCUUAUGAGUAUAUUUUUAUUUGGGAUGAAGAUCUUGGAGUAGAGCACUUCAAUGCAGACAGGUAUAUUCGUUUAGUGAAAAAAUAUGGUUUGGAGAUCUCUCAACCUGGUCUAGAGCCCAAUAAGGGAUUGACAUGGGAGAUGACAAAAAGGAGGGGUGACAAAGAAGUUCACAUGGUUACAGAAGAGAAACCAGGCUGGUGUAGUGAUCCACAUUUGCCUCCUUGUGCUGCAUUUGUGGAAAUUAUGGCACCUGUCUUUUCUCGUGAAGCUUGGCGUUGUGUGUGGCACAUGAUUCAGAAUGAUCUAGUGCAUGGAUGGGGGCUGGACUUUGCUCUCAGAAGAUGUGUAGAGCCAGCACACGAAAAAAUUGGAGUAAUUGAUUCAGAAUGGAUUGUUCAUCAAGGAAUUCCUUCUCUCGGGAGGCAGGGAGAGGCUGACAAAGGAAAAAACCCUGGGGAUUUGGUCCGAGCCAGAUGCAAAAGUGAAUGGGCCCAGUUUCAAGUUCGCCUAACCAAUUCUGAUAAGGCCUAUCUUGAAGGACUUAAACGUAAUGGGAAGAAUUGAUAUAUGGAUCCAUCUUCCUGUUGUACAUUUUUUAUGUACACUCUAAAUGGUAGUAUUUGUUUUGUUUUGUAUUGUUUUCUCCCUCAGGUGCGUGCGUAUUUUUCUGAUCCAUCUUUUUUGAGGAAUUAAUUUGUACCAGAUGUAAUUCAAUCAGUUUUAUGUUAUUGAUUAACUUUCUAAUAGCCGUUAGAUCGAAA
Molecule: messenger RNA, 1691 nt
Organism: Vigna angularis (adzuki bean)
Lineage: Eukaryota; Viridiplantae; Streptophyta; Magnoliopsida; Fabales; Fabaceae
Exons: 15
Coding region: 301-1494 (397 amino acids)
Source: RefSeq, a predicted model, not a curated record